This is a messenger RNA of Xylona heveae TC161, 1971 nucleotides long. RefSeq lists its product as hypothetical. The coding region runs from base 1 to 1971 and encodes 656 amino acids. The transcript is spliced from 3 exons. The record is from RefSeq and is a predicted model, not a curated record. NCBI's taxonomy places the organism in Eukaryota, Fungi, Ascomycota, Xylonomycetes, Xylonales, Xylonaceae.
AUGGCAGCCGGCUCCAACUGGAAACGGCCAUGGGAAGACGAUGAUAAGAGUCGGCAUUACAAUCGCCGGCGAGCAGACUCAGAUUCAGCGAAGCCCCAAGGAAACCUCACUCGCAACCCUCCAUUCUUCUGGCCUGCUCAAGUCAAGGACGAAAGGAAACUUGCUCCAAUCGCCGAAACACUUAGGCCUCCAGCAAACUCUCCACAUGGUGGGCAACAACAGCCGCUUUAUAUGCCGGCGGCAAGGGAAGCAGAAAGGAGUUCUUGGGGAUCGGGCACUCAAUUUUCAGGAUCGCCGAAGCGCCAGAGGAUUCAAAUCGAAGCUGGACGUGGCUUACCUAGUUCCAGACGGCUAUCCGAAAGCGCGCUGAAGAAGCAUACGGCUGGCAUUCCUGCUCUCCCCGCACCUCCGUUGGCCCCGAUCUAUACACCGUUCGUGAACGAGCAUCAAGAAUAUACACGCCCCAAACCGAACGGUAUUAGUCGGUCUGACGAUCGAUUGACUGGAGUUGAUGCUUGGAAUGGCGUCUCGACGGAUUGCAGCACUUGCCGGGAUUUGCACGGGAUUGUCCAGGAGACGUUGACUAGCCUUGUACUCCUGACUACGGAGCUCCAUCAUGGCCGAACCCCUGGGUUGACAGAACUCUCAUCAAAUAAGGUUCCAGACGUAGCUUCUAUCGGGUUGAAAGAGUCCAUGGAGUGGGCUUUGGAGAUACUCACUAGAGCUAUGGUUCUUGCCAAGCGCCCUGCCUUUAAUGCUACAGUGCCUGUCGCCGCUGAUCCUGGCCGUAUCAACAUACUGCCAGGUGUUUCGAACCUUGGACCUUCUCCGUCAGAACUUUCUCGGAGGCGGGUUGAGGGACCUGAGGUUGAAAACGAAGAUUUAUGGAAAGGCAUCCGCUUACUUAACUCUGCGCAUGAUUUCCCUCGCAGCCAGGAAACCCAGACGACGGACGAAAGUUGUCGAAAUAGUUUGGCAGGUGAUCUUCCGUCACUGUCAACUCAUUCUCCGCCGCGAACUUUGUCGUCUUCUGGAUCAGUCUUCAUGAAUCUUCACUCUCCUGUGCAGAGUGCGCCAUUGACUCGAUUACUGCCCUCGCCUUCCUCGCUCAACCUGUCUUCGUCCCAGCCAGCUUCCGGUAGUUCCCCGAACAUAGCCCGUUCAGAUGCUGUACAAGCUGCUCACUUGGGAGAUCUUCAGCAUCAAGUGAGUACCAAGACAUUGGCCCUCCAGACGCUUCAACAAGAGCAUGAUAAUGUGCUUGGUGCACUCUCUCGAUCACGAACUCGCUGCGCGGCUUUGGAAAAGAAAUGCCAGGCUUCUGAAUCCGAGUUCAAUUCGCUAGCUGAAGAGCGCUUGAAGUUGCAGGGCCAGAUUGAGAAUUUGGACUCGCAAAUUGAAGAAUUAAUGAAAAGCCGCGAUGAGGCCAGAAAGCAAAGUGUUGCGAAUGGUGGGCAAUAUAUGAAGAUCAUGGCCAUGGCAGGGAAGCUGGAAGCACAGGGAUCAGCCGACCGACAGAGGUGGAAGUUGAAAGAGGAGGAGUGGGAGAAAGAAAGAUGUAAAUUGAAAGAAGCAAUACGGAAACUUCAAGCCCAGCUCUCCUCUGAGAACCAUGGUCGAGACCAAGAACCCUCUGCUCACAUCGACGCAGCUGGACCCGUUUCUUCUCCUGGUACAAGUGACACGUUUCCAACUGAGUCUCAUGAAUCCGAUACAAAAACACCUGUUACUUCCGUUACUGUUACUUCACCAGACGCAGCCAUAGCGGGCGAUGCCCCAGAGAUCUCGACUAUGUCCACAUCAGAGGAACUUCACGCGGAGAUAUGUAGACUGCGAUCCGUUUGUCGUGGAAUGGAAGCUGCCCUACGAGAUAUACAAGCCGAGACCCGGAGCGUGGAAGCCACCGCGCAGGCAUUCGGGUCUUUAAGCAAAACUAUCAUUGAACGAGUUGAGAGCGCAGUAAAUGCCUGA